CCCCCUCGCCUCCGAUUUCCGACGAAAUUCCGCCCCCGUUCGAGCCAAGAAAGUGCGGGUUUCUCGACGAUGAUGGCGGCUUCUAGGGUAGUUUCUUGGAAUUUUUUUGUUUUGAUGGCCUGCUUGGAAAUGUUCGUGGCGGCGUGCAGUCAAUUGGUCGUGGAUUUGUGAUUGUUCGUCAGGUUUAUAAAUUUGGGCGUGUUUAUCGGUAGGCGAUAGCAGUAGCCAAGCCCUGGACCUGAAUACCUGAUUCCCUGAGGCUGAAAUUAAGUUCUUUCUGUGUUGUGGAUUCGGGUUGUUAGGAUGGCUCUGUUGGAUUAAGCAGCUAGGCCUAGGGAUUCCGCCCCGUCGCCUGCAAGGUUGCUGCUGCACUCUUCUUCUCCCGCUGAGGCGAAUUGUGGUGAAGCAGCUCGGUUUGAUGGCGUGGCUAGAGGGGAGAAUUGUUCCAAACUGCAAUUGAGGGAGAUUAAAAUUUCGAGCUUGGAUAGUUGUGCUUCUGAGAAGGAGAAUCUAAUUGGGUACCUUCCGAAGUUACCCUUCGAUGAGGAGCCUGCUGUACGCAAGUUAUCUCUACCAUGUGUAGCAAUGCAAGAAAAGUAUGUUUUGCAUACAUCACCAAGAAAAGGGUGUAGGCUGAGGAGGUGGAGAAGGGUGAGGAGGGAUCUAAGAGACAACCCAUUGGAUUUGGAUGUCAAUUUUCUGGUGCUAGCCACGGGAUACUCGCUAGGGAUAGGAUCGGGGAUAUCUGGAGUUUGUAUAAAUAGGAAAAGGAUUAGGAUGAAGGAUUUCGGGGGUGUGGGGCGAAUCGCGCGCAAAUCGCACCCGAGGGGUCUGAGGGACAAGGAGGAGGCUUGCAUUUUUGAGUCUUACUUUGUAACAUCUGGUGCAGGUGGUGCUGUUAGCAACAACAGGCAUCAAAUAAUGUCGAUGAGCUAUGACGGGGAUCAAAGCGAGGACCGGCAAAGCGAAGAGGUUCAAUCAGCAUAUAAAAGUCACGGUGGGGGUGUGUUAAGGGGGUAUUUUAAUUUGGAUAGGUCUGAAGAGCAAAAUGAAGAAAAUGAGUGGAGUUGGAUUCCUCAAGAUGGUGAUCCUCUAGCUGAAUCAAUGUCUUCGCUUCAGACGACACAAGAAGCUCUUGAGAAUGAGAUGCAAAAACUGUCAGAUCUUAGCAAGGAGUUAGGGGCUGACAACUUCAGCAGUGAUAACAGAGCAAACAACGCAUUCGUUUCGCCUGAUGAGGACGAUGUUCUUGAAACGAAUCAAAAGAUGAGCCAUCUAGAACAGAAACUGGAAGAGGCGUCAAACACUAUCAGAGAGAAGAACUCGGUAUUAUCACAACUUCAAGAACUCAUCGACGGCAUGCACAUAGCAACACCGGCGGAGAGGGCCUUCGACAUCGAUCAGCUGGAGACGGACCUCGACCGCCAGCUCCAGGAGAAGAUCGAAGCCGAGAUCCAAUCCCUCGUCAUGCUGAAAGCGAGGCAGAGCUGGCAGGUCCGGACCGAGGACCAGCUCGCCCUCAAGGAGCACAAGCUGUCCUCCUCCGGUGGCGACAAUGGCGAUGGCGAUUGCGACAGCGACAACGCGAGGAUGAUGAUGAUGGUGAAGCUGCGGGAGACGGAGAGCAAGAUCGUCAAGCUGAAGGAGCAGGUGGAGAAGCUGGAGGUCCACGAGAGGGAGCUGUUCGGGACGACGCAGGUGCUGAGGAUGCAGAGCCGGACGCUCAAGAUAUGCCUCUUCGGCCUCCUCCAGCUCGUCCUGCUCUUCCUCUCCCUCAAGGCGUUCUUCGCCCAGGUCUCCGACCCCUUCGAUGACGUUGUGCCGACGUGAUCGAUUUGGUAUUUCAAAGGCCUGAUGAUUGUGUUCUCCUAGCUUGUAAAUAUGGUCACUAAUUAUGUGUGUUUGUUAGGUCUAAUUUCGAUACGGUUGACUAGCUGAUUGCAGGUUGUGAUGUACAGCUGAAUUACGAAAACUCAUGUAAAAAAAAUGUCAGUUUGUGCAUAAACUAGCCAUCAGUCCUGUCCAUUAUAGGCCGAGCACGAGAACAGCAGUAAAAAAUUUCCUUGGCUGACGAUGAAAACGGUCGAAACUGUAGCAUGUCUAUUCGAAAAAUGACUCUUGGUCGGUCGGAAAUAAAUUAUAUUUACCAGUUUAA
Oryza sativa Japonica Group (Japanese rice) is the source of this 2155-nucleotide messenger RNA. The record is from RefSeq and is a predicted model, not a curated record. Lineage: Eukaryota; Viridiplantae; Streptophyta; Magnoliopsida; Poales; Poaceae.